Messenger RNA from Hyposmocoma kahamanoa, 2583 nucleotides. It is a transcript of the gene tmod, whose product is annotated as tropomodulin-1. Gene Ontology annotation, biological process: pointed-end actin filament capping; myofibril assembly. Lineage: Eukaryota; Metazoa; Arthropoda; Insecta; Lepidoptera; Cosmopterigidae. The transcript is spliced from 11 exons. Bases 191 to 1720 code for a protein of 509 amino acids. Gene Ontology annotation, molecular function: tropomyosin binding. The record is from RefSeq and is a predicted model, not a curated record. Gene Ontology annotation, cellular component: myofibril.
AACAUAACACCCUUGCUCAGCGAUGGGCCCUACAACGCUCGACAUAAAAGGCCAGAUUGAUUUCGAAAUUUGAAUAUUCAGUUCUGGGAUUUCAGCGUAGUUUGUGGUCAAAUCUUUGUGCCAGUGAAGUGAAUGUGUGUGAAAGGUAUUUGUCAGUUCAGUGCAGUGGGUGUCCGAGAAUCAACAGAAAAUGUCGGAAUUCUUUGGACCGUGGUCCGACAAUGGAGAAGUGCUGGAGGAGACGGUGGAGGAGGAGACGAUCACCACCACAACCACAAAGAAGACCUCACGCCGAGUACCAAAGUCAUCCACAACGAAAACAACAACGAUGACGACGCCGGCAAAGCUGUUCGGACGCGAGCUGUCGUCUUACGACGAGGUGGACGUCGACGAGCUGCUUGCCAAGCUCACGCAAGAAGAGCUAAACAUGCUUGCCAAGGAAGUUGAUCCUGACGACAACUUCCUGCCUCCGUCGCAGCGUAACAAUUACGACUGUGAAAAAGACCCCACAGGUCCACUUAAUAGGAAGAAGCUGAUAGAACACAUCAAUAAACAGGCGCUCGAGACGCCAGACCGGCCAGAGAUCAAACCUUAUGUGGCUGGAGUUAUUAGAGGGAAAAAGUGGAUUCCGCCCCCACAACCGCAGAAGAUGCAGGAUGCGGAGGAGCAAAUCAGCAUAGACCUUGGAGACGAGUACGAAGCCGCCCUCGACAGCGCUUCCCAGGAAGAAAUCAUUGAUUUAGCUGCAAUUCUUGGCUUCCACUCAAUGAUGAACCAGGACCAGUAUCAUGCGUCGCUGCUCAACAAGGGUCAGCCCGUCGGUCUUGGAUGGGACGGCAUCACCAAAGCCACCAAACAAAAGAUAUUUCCGAUGGACCCACCCAAUGACACGGACCCCGACGACACGGUGAAGCGCGUGGAGCAGAACGACCAGAAACUGACUGAUCUCAAUUGGAAUAAUAUUAAGAACAUAAGCGACGAGAAAUUCGAAAGAUUGUUCGAGGCGCUAAAAACCAACACGCACCUGGAAGUCCUGUCCCUCGUGAACGUCGGCCUGAACGACCGCACGGCGCAGCUGCUGGCCGAUGCGCUGCAGGCCAACAGCGCGCUCAGAGUGGUCAACGUCGAGACGAACUUCAUCAGCCCGCAGGGCGUGGUGCUGCUCGUCAAGUCGCUGCUCACCACCAACUCCGUCGAGGAAUUCCGCGCCUCCAACCAGCGGUCGCAAGUACUCGGCAACAAGAUCGAGAUGGAGAUCACAGCUCUGGUGGAACAGAACCCCACACUGCUUCGAUUGGGGCUGCACCUCGAGUACAGCGAUGCCCGUCAUCGCGUCGCCAGCCACCUGCAGCGCAAUAUCGACAGGAAUUGCCGAGUGCAAAAGCGGGCUAGCGCGUCGCUUAGCUUGCGACUGCCUCGUGGACGGCCGCCGGCCGUUGGCAUCGACAGUAGCUUCUUCAACCUCACACCACCCAGCGCCGAAGCCGUCACACCAACCAAGGACAAAGAUAUACCAACCAUGACCGAAAAUGUCGAAACUAGUAUUACAAUUCCUGCGCCUACGCCAAAAGAGCCGGUUACAGAAACACCGGAUACACCAGGGAAUCAGGAGAGCAAAAGAGACCCCGAAACAUUUGUGAUGGCUUCGCGGCCCGAUACAAGUUCCGAGCCGCACUCUACGCCAGCAGCGCCGCAGCAAGAGCAGCGCUUAGAGCCCUGAACUCCGCAUGUGGUGGGCGCGUGCGCCGUCUCACCCAGUUCACACGCAGCCGCUCCUACGUGGUGGGCUGGAUCCCGUGAUCGUGUCUCUACUUUAUGCUUACUGCUAUUGUCUAUGGUUAGGAACAGAGAAACAAAACUUUUUGAUGAAUCAUUUUUACGUUAUUAUUUAUUAGCAUAAUGGUUCAACGAAGGCUACAAUGGAAAUUUUUAAUUUGACUUUUUCUUUUUGAAAACCGAAACUUAUUACUUACUUUAGUGAGGAAAAGAAGAUGUAAACAAUGUAACUUGAUAUAUCACAGCUCCGGUAAAACACAGACUUAACUGCGAAAAAUUGUGAUCCCAAACCAUUUUUGAAAUGCAAUUUAUAGAAUACAAUAAUUUAUUUCCUAUUAUCAAUGUCACAAUACUACAGUUCAUAAUACAUGUCAAGGGAUAUUUGGGUCACUAACGCAAAUAAUAGUAAUGAAUAUAAAAUAAGGUAGUAUAACUACUGCUUGUCUAAAUUCAACUAAAUCAAGUAAAAGAAAAGGGGCCCAUUAUGCAAUCUUUCAUUUUUCUACAGAGGGCGUACUGUAAAUUUUACAAAUGUAAGUUGAGACACUGUUUCACCGGAGGUGCAAUAUAAGUUUCUCUUUUUCAACCAAAACAAUAGCUAGUGUUAUUGAAGUGUAGCAAACGGUGCGGCCACCCCUCCCACUAACCGCGCUCGCUGGCUACGCACCACCCUCUGUCGUACCUUUGUGAUUUCGUAAUUCUUCACUUCUACAGUAAACAUUAAAUUACGUAAUUACUCUCAACUUUGAUACUACGUAUACGGUAUAGUCGUCCGUACAACUACUAAUAUUUACAUAUGGCUCACCU